ACAUGUUAUAAUAAUUUAUUCAUGAACAUGAGAAUGAAACUGAAAAGCAUUUUGCAAGAAGUGGAAUAUUGCGCUGUGACAACCGACUGUUGGACAUCUCGAGCCAACGAGGCUUAUUUGACCGUAACUUGCCAUUUUAUAGAUCCAGAAUUUAAACUUCGCACAGCAGUACUUUCGACUAGUAAGUUACAGAAUGAGAAAAAUCAUUCUGCAGAAAACAUUGCGAACUCUCUAUGUGCAGUGCUAAUUGAAUGGGAAGUUAUGGACAAAGUUGCAGCCAUUGUUACCGAUAGCGCAAGAACAAUGAUAAAAGCAUGUGAGAUAUUGCAAAAAAGACAUGUGCCAUGCUUUGCGCAUGUUAUUAAUUUAAUAGUUCAACAAUGCCUGAAUCAAGAGAAAAUAAAAGUUAUUAUGGGGAAAUGCAAAAGUAUUGUGGGAUUUUUUAAGAAAACCACAGUAGCUUACGCCAAGUUUAAAGAAGCUCAAAAUACAGAGAAGCCAUACAGUUUAAAGCAAGAAUGUCCUACAAGAUGGAAUAGCGCAUUUCAUAUGAUUGAAAGAAUUCUUAAAACAAAUGAUGCUAUAAGCAGUGUUCUUCUUUCAACCCCAAAGGGACUUGCCCCGUUUUCGGCUGACGAAAUUUUAAUUUUAAAAGACAUAAAAAUUUUAUUGCAACCUUUUGAAUGUGCAACAUUGCAAACUUCUUCGCGAACGUUGGUCACGGUAUCAUUAAUAAUUCCUAUAACUUGCGGACUUCUGCAUAAUUUGCAAUUGUUAAAAAAUGACCUAAAAACAGUUGAAGGUCGCGAAAGCUGCAAUUGCUUAUUGGAGGGCAUAUCGUCCAGACUACUGCAAUAUGAAAUUCGCAAUGUUCCUCGAGUGGCAACUUUGCUAGAUCCUCGUUUUAAAAAAGAAGCGUUUCACUCACCAUUUAACAUCACUGAGGCUCAAAAACUCUUGGAAAACGAGCUUUCUUUUUUCAACGCACAGAAGUCUCGCCCUUGCGACGAACCACGCCUGCCAACAUCAACCUCCACAUCGCAGACAUCCCUUUUUCAAUUUUUGGAAAAAAACAAAAGUUUGAAACAUAAAACUAAUACAGUGGAUUCCAUAUUGUCAAUUCGUCAAUAUUUUAAUCUAGACAAUUUGGAAUCAAACUCCAACCCUUUAGAUUAUUGGAAGGUUAUCUCAUCAGAUAAAUCAUUUCAGCAUUGCUGCAAAAAAUAUUUCUGCGUUCCAGCAACUUCGACAGAAAGCGAACGUAUGUUCAGUAAGGCUGGAAUCGUUGUAAGCGAAAAAAGAAGUUCGCUUCAGUUUAAACAUGUUGACAUGCUACUUUUUAUCAAUCGGAACAAGUGGAUCUCUGAACAGCAAUGAUUGUUUUAUAGUUUUAAGUUUGAAAAAGAUUGAAUUAUGCUUUAUAGUAUUAAGUUU
Molecule: messenger RNA, 1434 nt
Organism: Anastrepha obliqua
Lineage: Eukaryota; Metazoa; Arthropoda; Insecta; Diptera; Tephritidae
Product: E3 SUMO-protein ligase ZBED1-like
Exons: 2
Coding region: 22-1377 (451 amino acids)
Molecular function (GO): protein dimerization activity
Source: RefSeq, a predicted model, not a curated record